This is a messenger RNA of Ipomoea nil (Japanese morning glory), 1658 nucleotides long. RefSeq lists its product as uncharacterized. The coding region runs from base 169 to 1272 and encodes 367 amino acids. The record is from RefSeq and is a predicted model, not a curated record. The transcript has a single exon. NCBI's taxonomy places the organism in Eukaryota, Viridiplantae, Streptophyta, Magnoliopsida, Solanales, Convolvulaceae.
AAAGAACCUCAAACAAAAACAUAUCAUAGCCGUUAUCACCUCAAACACCCGCCCCCACUCUCCGCCUCCGCCGCCCUUCUCCUCCAUUAAACUACCACCACCCGGUUCUUGAAUCUGUAUAGAAAUCCCAGACAAGACUCCAUGUUUCUAACCCCCUGAGAAAAAAAAAUGAAAUCAAUGAAGGUGAAGCUGCUGAAGAAGCUGAAAACAAUCAAGAUAGUGGGCCAUAACUCUAAGCAGGAAAGAGUUCUCCGUUUGAAGGCUUCCGAUGGGUAUGUCCACCUUUCGCCGCCGUCGACGCCAGCGGCGGCGGCCCCACCCCAUUCUCCAUUGUCCCCCAUUUGUCUCCAAGAAAAAGAAGAAGAAGAACCAGAAAUCAUUGAGGUUUCGGAGCUGAUGAAGGAUCUUGAAGAUGAAGAAAUGGAGUUUCUUGAUGAGGUUGACGACAAGGAGAACAUUAGGCCUGUGUCGGAGGCUAAAAAUUCGGAGAAUCUUUCCCCAUUGAAGCCAAAGAUUGAAGCUUUUUAUGGUAAAGAAUUGCAAAGAGGGGAUUCAAGAUUCCCCCCUCCUUUGUCUGAGAUUGAUGUGUCCACCUUUAGAUUUUUACAGGCAGCAAUAGAAGCCAAAAUGCAAGAACCACAAAAACUGCCAGCCAUUGAAGCCAAAAUUCAACACUUAUCAUCAUCAUCUGAAGAAGAAGAAGAAGAAGAAGAAGAAGAGCAAGAACCACCUACGAAAGCCCAAAAACUGGAAGAAAAUACUAAUCCCCUACUAGAUUUCGAAGAGAAAUGUCCACCAGGGGGGAGUGAUUCAGUAAUCCUGUACACGACAGGGCUUCGAGGGGUACGGAAAACGUACGAGGAUUGCCAAAACACAAGAUUCCUGCUGGAGAAUUUCCGGGUUUUGUUCUUCGAGCGAGACAUCUCAAUGCACUCGGAGUUCAAGGAGGAGCUGUGGGGAAUCCUGGGACAAAAGGUGGUGCCACCAAGGCUGUUCAUCAAGGGGAGAUACAUUGGAGGAGCAGAGAGAGUGUUUGGGUUGCAUCAACAAGGGAAGUUCAAGGCUCUUCUUCAAGGCAUUCCUCUUGAUGUUUUGCAAGAGCCCUGUGGAGGGUGUGGUGGGAUGAGAUUCAUCCUGUGUUUCAGAUGCCAUGGAAGCAGAAAAGUUCAUGUGGAUGAUGAUAAGAAUGGUGAUGAUGAUGAUGAUGAGUGGAAGAAGAAAUGCCCAGAGUGUAAUGAGAAUGGGUUGAUUGUCUGCCCUCUGUGUUGUUGAGUUGAUUAAGUCCGCAUAGGCAAUUCAACUGGUCACAAAGAUGAAAUUUGUCAUGUAAAGGAUCAAGAAUAAGUCUCAUCAGUGAUAGUGCGGGAGCAACCUCUCAAAUGAGGGACUCCUUGUGUGCGUGCAAUCUAGCCUCGGAUGAUCAAUUGAGUCAACGUGAUUUAACUUUUCACAAUCUUAUCGGACCGGCCAGCCUGUGGUGGCAUAUGGAGUGGGCGUUUCCACUUUUUUGUGACAAGGGUGGAGUUGAGAUGAUUGAUUCUUUAAUGUUGGGAAUCUGCAGUUGGUUAUAGAUUUUCAUAGUAAUUACAUGUAGAAUUCGAGAAGACACAACCAAUGUCUGUAUCUGUUCUUUAAUUAAUUUUUAGUGUGGGUGUUCA